GGAAUAUUGAUUUCUCCCGUUGCCAACAAUCGUCCAGAACGGGGAAAUUAGUGAAAAUGUGGCAAAACUCCGCGCUGUUGUUGGGCGUAAUUUUCGCCGCCGCUUGGGGUGCGGAGUCGGAACUGGACAUUGUUUUACGUCAGGGAUCCGAAACAAGAGACGCGCCUUCUCGGCUGGACGUAGACGAGGGGACUUACUUUACACUUAAGUGUAUGUUAGCACCGCCCCUUUCGGAUGGUGACCCCGUGUGGAAGGCCGUUGGAAACGUCGUCCGUACUGAGAGCGAUGAGUUGGCAUUUCACCCUGUUCGUCUGGAAGACAGGGGAGAGUACUUGUGCCUGGACCGAAAGGGCAAUAGGUACAAAAGUGUCAUGAUUAACGUAGCCCCUAGGAAUAGUGUAGAAGAUCUAUCCCCUCCACUCAGAAAACUGUACGAAGAAGUGCGAAAAAUUGCAAAAGAGGAAAAGCUAAAUUUGAUUGGUGUAACCAUUCCACGCGAAGAAGAUUACCUCAAUGACGAAGGUUAUGCAGAAAAGCCGUACCGUGCACAAACACAAAAAAUAGAUACAGAGGUAUUUUCAGGAGGCGAGGAAAAAACCACUAGCGUCAAAGGGACAACAACUCAAAGUGAAGUUGAAGUAGAAGAAAAAUUGACUGUGGCCCCUUUAGUUGAAGAAGGGGCAAAUGAACGUGACUCAACCACUACCACCAAAACGGAAGAGUACGUUGAAGACUUGUAUGAGGACUACGAGUUUGAUGACAACCCAAACCAAGGGGAGGAGGUGACCGCUAAAGAUAAAUCAUAUGCAAAUGCCGCCAACUUCAUGUACACCGUCGACAAAAAUCCAAGUGACGAAAACGUCUUUUUUGAUCACCACGAGCCGAACAUGCUCUUCAAUCGCUUUGGAGGGGAACCCAUAGGACGCAUUCCCAUCGGUUUGAAUGACAUCUACGCCGACUAUAUGGAUAAUCGAGAUUCCAUCCCGAAGGAGCAAGAAACAGUGAUAGUGACCGAACCCCCCUUGGAGAUAGAAUCUAAGACCUCGCGCAAGGACUGGGUCGCCAUUAACCUGAAUGAUCUUAGGAGGCCCUCCCAUGAAAAAGACAAAGAGAUUUCCACCAAACCACCUGAACAUGCCACGAAAUCCGCUACGCCUACCGAAGCUACCACUGUGCAAUCUAUGGAGUCGACUGUCGAUAAAAUAAACCGGGAAGUGCACGAUAUGAUGCUAUUUAAGUACAUUGUGUAUGCGCUGCUCCUAAUCCUCGUGAUACUCCUGCUCGCGUUCAUUAUCAGAAUAUGGCACUUGCUGGAGUACAAACCUUCGAAUGAUUUCCCACCGCCAGCGACACAGUAUGUUAAGCUGCCCCAGCCUGUGACUCUUCCAACAGUAGAAGAUGGUACAGAGUCGCUACUGCCCUAGUUGCCUUUUUUCGCUGAGUGCAGAGGAGCAGGUGAACCGGAGAGUGUCACUGUUGAAUAUGCAAAGCCGCGUUAUAAAUUAUUUUAAUAAAUAAACUUCCAUUUUU
Messenger RNA from Photinus pyralis (common eastern firefly), 1530 nucleotides. RefSeq lists its product as uncharacterized. The record is from RefSeq and is a predicted model, not a curated record. The transcript is spliced from 15 exons. Bases 57 to 1424 code for a protein of 455 amino acids. NCBI's taxonomy places the organism in Eukaryota, Metazoa, Arthropoda, Insecta, Coleoptera, Lampyridae.